Elephantulus edwardii (Cape elephant shrew) is the source of this 1411-nucleotide messenger RNA. It is a transcript of the gene NTM, whose product is annotated as neurotrimin. The record is from RefSeq and is a predicted model, not a curated record. Lineage: Eukaryota; Metazoa; Chordata; Mammalia; Macroscelidea; Macroscelididae. The coding region runs from base 176 to 1243 and encodes 355 amino acids. The transcript has 9 exons. Gene Ontology annotation, cellular component: neuron projection.
GGAGAUAAUUACUGAGAAGUCACACUCUCACAGCCUCGGCUUUCUUGUGGUGUCCUUCAGCAAAACAGUGGAUUAAAUCUUCUCUCCUGAGCACAGAGCAACGCAGUCUGUCAGGAAAGAAAGAAAGAAAAAAACCCGACCCUGACAAAAAAGAAGAAAAAGAAGAAGAAAAACCAUGAAAACCACCCAGGCAAAAACGCACAAUUCUCUCUGCUGGGCAAUCUUCACGGGGCUGGCUGCGCUGUUUCUCUUUCAAGGAGUGCCGGUGCGCAGCGGAGAUGCCACCUUCCCCAAAGCUAUGGACAACGUGACAGUCCGGCAAGGGGAGAGCGCCACCCUCAGGUGCACAAUUGACAACCGAGUCACCCGGGUAGCCUGGCUGAAUCGUAGCACAAUUCUUUAUGCUGGGAAUGACAAAUGGUGUCUGGACCCCCGCGUGGUCUUGCUGAGCAACACUCAGACUCAGUAUAGCAUUGAGAUCCAAAAUGUAGACGUAUACGACGAGGGCCCUUACACUUGCUCUGUGCAGACGGACAACCACCCAAAGACCUCACGGGUCCACCUCAUCGUACAAGUAUCUCCCAAAAUUGUAGAGAUUUCUUCAGAUAUCUCCAUUAAUGAAGGAAAUAACAUCAGCCUCACCUGCAUAGCAACAGGUAGACCAGAGCCUACAGUUACCUGGAGACACAUCUCUCCCAAAGCUGUUGGCUUUGUGAGUGAGGAUGAAUACUUGGAAAUCCAAGGCAUCACUCGGGAGCAAUCAGGAGACUAUGAGUGCAGUGCCUCCAACGAUGUGUCCCCACCUGUGGUUCGCAGAGUGAAGGUCACUGUCAACUAUCCCCCAUACAUUUCAGAAGCUAAAGGCACAGGUGUCCCCCUGGGACAGAAGGGCACACUGCAGUGUGAAGCCUCGGCCGUCCCCUCAGCAGAAUUCCAGUGGUACAAGGAGGAUAAAAGACUGGUGGAAGGAAAGAAGGGGGUCAAAGUGGAGAACAGACCAUUUCUCUCAAAACUCAUCUUCUACAAUGUCUCUGAACAUGACUACGGGAACUACACUUGUGUGGCCUCAAAUAAGUUGGGUUACACGAAUGCCAGCAUUGCACUAUUUGAAGUGAAAACUACAGCCCUGCCCCCUUGGAAAGGCCCAGGCGCAGUCAGCGAGGUCAACAAUGGCACAUCACGGCGGGCCGGCUGCAUCUGGCUCUUACCUCUUCUGGUCUUGCACUUACUCCUAAAAUUUUGAUGUGAGUGUCACUCCCCCAGCUGGGGAAAAGCUGCCGCCACUGCAACCACCAACACAACACCGACACACGGCAACACCGACAGCAACAAGAGCAUCCCUGGUUAAUUAAGAUGUAAUCAACGCAAUUCAGAGAAACAAGCAUAAUGGGACAUCAAUUUGAGGGAGGGG